Molecule: messenger RNA, 3454 nt
Organism: Aureobasidium pullulans EXF-150
Lineage: Eukaryota; Fungi; Ascomycota; Dothideomycetes; Dothideales; Saccotheciaceae
Exons: 3
Coding region: 170-3436 (1088 amino acids)
Biological process (GO): peptidyl-threonine phosphorylation; protein autophosphorylation; actin cortical patch assembly
Cellular component (GO): cytoplasm
Molecular function (GO): protein serine/threonine kinase activity; ATP binding
Source: RefSeq, a predicted model, not a curated record
CAAUUGUCCCCUCAACCCUUUCGUAUCGUCUUCGGUGCAAGUUUUCUGGAUGCUGUGAACACGUUUCGACUCGCUUCCUUGUUUCCACAUCGCCCGAAUCUCCGUGUCCACGUCUCGACUUGGUUGAAACUUGACCGCUACCCUUCCCCGGACACGCCAGGCCCCCGUCAUGGCCGCCGCAUACUCUGCCUCUGCUCCGGGAACGGCCCCUCCAGCCAUGUCGAGCUCGAGUGCCCCGCCAGGCACCUUCGCCCCGGGUACCAAGGUCCAAGUCGGCUCCCACCGCGUCGUUAUCGAGAAGUACUUCUCCGAGGGAGGCUUCGCCCAUGUCUACACGGUCAAGGUACCGCCCAAGGAUGGCUCGGCCAAACCCACAAUCGCCGUGCUCAAAAGAGUCGCAGUGCCGGAUAAAGAUGCUCUGGCAAACAUGCGUACCGAGGUCGAGACUAUGAAGAAGCUACAAGGCCACAAGCACAUUGUCACAUACAUCGAUAGCCAUGCCAGUCAGCUGAAAGGCGGUGGCUACGAGGUCUUUUUGCUCAUGGAGUUUUGCUCGGGUGGUGGUCUGAUUGACUUUAUGAACACGCGCCUGCAGCACCGCUUGACGGAGCCUGAGAUCUUGCACAUCUUUGGCGACGUCAGCGAGGGUGUUGCGACCAUGCACUACCUAAAGCCCCCGCUCUUGCAUAGAGAUUUGAAAGUCGAGAAUGUCCUUAUCACCAAUUCGACAAAGGGUGCUAUCUAUAAGCUUUGCGAUUUCGGAAGUACCGCUCCUCCACGACCGGCGGCUACCAAUGCUCAAGAGGGCAGGAUCAUUGAAGAAGAUAUCCAGCGCCACACAACUAUGCAAUACCGGAGUCCCGAAAUGGUCGAUGUUUGGCGUAGGCAGCCUAUCGACGAGAAGAGUGAUAUCUGGGCUUUGGGUGUCUUGUUGUACAAGCUGUGCUAUUACACUACUCCUUUCGAGGAGGUCGGCCAGAUGGCCAUCUUGAACGCCUCAUUCAAGUAUCCGCACUACCCUCCAUUUUCAUCACGUCUCAAGGCGUUGAUCGGCUCUUGUUUACGAGAAGAUCCUCGUCAGAGACCCAACAUAUAUCAAGUCGUGACUGAGGUUUGCAGCAUGCGCGGCACUCCGAUCCCCAUCAAAGACAUCUAUGCACAACGCACCCAAUCUGAAGCUGGACGCAACCAAAAACUUCCUGACAUAACAUCUCCAGUGGCCUCACCCCCUCCAGCUGGUAUCAGUCACGCAUCUCCAAUCAAACAGAAGCAAUAUAUCCCCGAGAUUGCUCCCAUGAGACGAGGCAGACCAACAGCUGCUCCUCAGCCCGUGGCUGCUAAGCAGAGUGCAGCAUCAGCUAAGAGCUCCGAUCCUUUUGCUGCUCUUGAUUCGGCAUCAAACACUAUUCGCUCACGUGCCGUGGACGAACUCUCAGCCAAAUUCCCCUCCUUGGACGAAUUCUCCAUUGCACACGAGUCUGGCGGUUUCAACUUCUCCUCGUCCAAGCCGCAGAGAAACGAUCCUGCAACGAGUGCACUGGCAGAUGAAGUAUUUGCACGCCCUGCAUCAGCGAGGGAUACGCCUCCCCCGAAGCCUGAAUCCGCCUCAACACAGAAGCCUGGCCAGUCGGCGAACCCUCAGGCGGCACCAAAGGCCGAAGCACCUCCCAAGCCGAAGACACUGAUGCACCAGCCAGCACCUCAGAGGCCGAACUAUUCUUCGGCUGGUACCAUGACCUCUCCCUCGCCAACUAUAUCUGCACAAUCGACCCAACCAGCCUUGCCCAAGAUGCCGGACGUUAGCAAGCGACCAAUCUGGCGUGUACCAGACCACUCGAGAUCUUCGAGCCAGCCACGUGCAUCUCCAUUGGCCCAAAAAGAAGCCGACAGACUCCAGCCUAGUGCACCGCCUGCGCAGAGACCUGUACUCCUAGAUUCUCACCGCUCGAAGUCGCAAACAGCCACCAUGACACUCGCAAAACAAACGACUUCCUCCAGACCAUCAUUGGAAGGGCACAGACCAUCAUUUGGAUAUGAAGACAAUAUCAGCAGAGCGAGAUCUGCCAAUUCAAGACCACGACCCGUUAGUGCUGCGUAUGUGGACUCAAAUCUGGAUUACUUGCGAGAACAGGAAGCCGAAAGGAAAAGACCAUCUCUUGAGAUUAGGAGAUCCAGCCGAUCGAUCAGAAGUACUGACAUCAAUUUUGAUGAUGCUGCGAAUAUUGAGAGCGAUGCAGACUAUCUUAGAAGUCUGGAAAGCAACGAAGGGUUGAGCCGUAGGAGUAGCGGCAAAGAUGCCUCUCACAAGAAGCGCUCAAGCAUGUCCUCACUAAGCUUUAGCGGAACCAAAACCAUGCUAUCUGGCAGAUUCAACGACGCGUUCAAGAGAUUUGAGCAACCGAGCGCAGAUUUGAAGGCCCAGAAGAGCGGUAGAGGAUCUGAAUCAGGAUUCAGGACCCCAAGUCCAAACCCGGCAAUGCAGCUUGAAGGCAACCUACUCAGCCCAAUUUCAGGAUCCGACACAAACGAAACGCCACGUCGUCCGGAAGCCGCUACCACCGACCUCGCUGACCUGAUAGAGACCGAAGACUUGCCACCGGAGAUGCGCAGAGAGAUGGAGAGAUUACAGCUGGCCCAGGAAGAGAAGCGCGUGGCAGCAGCAGCCGCCGAACAUCGCAGUCGCGGAGGUGCUCCUCCUGUGCCUUCUAAAGCCAAUAUGAUUCAGCAGCGUGUCCAGUCGUUGUUGGACGAUGGUCAGAAAUCUCCCGUGCGUAAGAGGCAGGCGGAGGGCUACGGACGUUUCACAGAGAGGCCAGAGGAAGAGCCUGCCCGACAGGCAACACCAAAUAUCCAACCCACAGCUAAGAGAGCACCUCCACCAGUUGCGAGAAAGCCAGCCACACCUGUACCUGCAUCUAUUCCCGCAUCUGGAGAAGUGGACAUGAAUCUAAGGUACCACAAGGUCAGGCAGUCACAAUCUUUUCCGACACCAGCAGGCACGUAUCCUCUGGAGCAUACGGUAUCAGCACCUGCACAACGAACAGGACCUGCACCAAGACCUAGCGCCCCCGUCAAGCCUGCAUCUCUAAAGACUGGUGGAUCAACCAUGUUGCAAGGACGCCCUCCAUCUUCUGGAAUGACGAGUCCCGUAUACAGUCAAGCCUCAGGAGCAGCUCGGGGACCCAGCCUCGCAGCUCUUAUCGCACGCGACAAUGAGGGCGUUGCAGGUGCUGGUGCUGGCGCUAGCACAGGCAUGGACCAAGGCAUGCGACAGGAGUCGGAUUUUGCCAAUCAAUCAGAUUUCGACGACUGGCAGGCGGAUUUCAGCAAGCGAUACCCGAGUUUGAGCGGCAUUGAGAUGGUCGAAAGGGAGAUAGCGGCGACUGGUGGAGGUAGAGAUGCAGGACGUCGUGGCAUGAGAGUUAGAGAUGUAUGAGUGUAGUGACUGUUGUAG